GAGUUUUUUUGCUCCUCCUACACUCUUCUAGAAAUCUCUCUUCAACUUUUCCCUCUAUAAACAUCGGUUCCAACCUGCUCCACUCCCAAUCAACUGAAAUUUUAGAAGAGUUUCCGAGGCAUUCGAGAAAGUGAGUGAUGGCGUCUUCAUUUGCCACCCACGUGCCGCUACCAUUUCCACACCACAAAUUUAGCCGCAGUAAAUCCUCGCUAUCCGACCAUGGAAUAGGCGUCCAGCUGCCGAAGAGAUGCUACAGCCGUCAGAGAGCGGCGAAGCCCGGGUACAGGCCGCUGAGGGUCAGAAGCGAGAAGGUGGUGGGCAUAGAUUUGGGGACGACGAACUCUGCUGUUGCUGUGAUGGAGGGCGGAAAGCCUACGAUCGUGACGAAUGCGGAAGGGCAGCGGACUACGCCUUCCGUGGUGGCGUAUACCAAGGCCGGAGACCGCCUCGUGGGUCAGAUUGCCAAGCGCCAGGCUGUGGUGAACCCGGAGAACACCUUCUUCUCUGUAAAGAGGUUCGUCGGCCGGAAGAUGUCUGAGGUGGACGAUGAGUCAAAGCAGGUGUCGUACAGAGUUGUGAGAGAUGAGAAUGGGAACGUCAAGCUGGAGUGCCCCGCCAUUGGAAAGCAAUUCGCUCCCGAGGAAAUCUCUGCUCAGGUUUUGAGGAAACUUGUUGAUGAUGCGUCAAAGUUCUUAAGUGAUAAGGUCACUAAAGCAGUCAUUACAGUGCCCGCAUACUUCAAUGACUCUCAGAGAACUGCAACAAAAGAUGCUGGCCGUAUUGCUGGGGUAGAAGUUUUGCGUAUCAUCAACGAGCCUACUGCUGCUUCAUUAGCAUAUGGAUUCGAAAAGAAAAACAAUGAAACUAUUCUCGUUUUCGAUCUUGGUGGUGGUACCUUUGAUGUCUCAGUUCUUGAGGUUGGCGACGGAGUAUUUGAGGUGCUUUCAACCUCAGGCGAUACACAUUUAGGAGGAGAUGACUUUGACAAGAGGAUUGUGGAUUGGCUAGCUGAUGACUUCAAGAAACAAGAAGGAAUAGAUCUUCUGAGAGAUAAACAAGCACUGCAACGCCUCACCGAAACUGCCGAGAAGGCGAAGAUAGAACUGUCUUCUCUGACUCAAACAAAUAUCAGUUUACCGUUCAUAACCGCCACUACAGAUGGUCCAAAGCAUAUUGAUACCACACUUACACGGGCCAAGUUUGAAGAAUUAUGUUCAGAUUUAUUAGAUAGGUUGAAAAGACCCGUUGAAACUUCCUUAAAAGAUGCAAAGCUGUCCUUUAACGACAUAGACGAAGUCAUCCUUGUUGGUGGAUCUACACGAAUUCCUUCUGUACAAGACCUUGUCCGGAAACUGACUGGUAAAGAACCUAAUGUUUCGGUGAACCCUGAUGAAGUUGUUGCUCUUGGAGCUGCAGUACAGGCAGGGGUUUUGUCUGGUGAUGUAAGCAACAUUGUGCUGUUGGAUGUAAUUCCACUAUCCCUUGGCCUUGAGACUCUUGAUGGUGUUAUGACAAAGAUCAUCCCAAGGAACACAACUCUACCCACAUCCAAAUCUGAGGUUUUCUCAACUGCAGCAGAUGGGCAAACCAGUGUUGAAAUAAAUGUGCUUCAAGGGGAAAGAGAAUUUGUAAAAGACAACAAAUCCUUGGGAAGUUUCCGCCUUGACGGGGUUCCACCCGCUCCUCGUGGUGUCCCACAGAUUGAAGUGAAGUUUGACAUUGAUGCUAAUGGCAUCCUCUCUGUCACUGCUAUAGAUAAAGGAACUGGAAAGAAAAAGGACAUUACAAUUACAGGUGCCAGCACCUUGCCCAAAGAUGAGGUAGAUAGAAUGGUUCAGGAAGCAGAGAAGUUUGCUAGAGAGGACAAGGAGAGGAGGGACGCCGUUGACACAAAGAAUCAGGCAGAAUCUGUCGUCUACCAGACUGAAAAGCAAUUGAAGGAGUUGGGAGAGAAGGUCCCUACGGACGUCAAAGACAAGGUGGAGUCUAAGGUGAAAGAGCUGAAAGAUGCCAUUUCUGGCGGUUCGACCCAAACCAUAAAGGAUGCCAUGGCGGCACUGAACCAAGAAGUGAUGCAACUCGGGCAAGCUCUCUACAGCCAGCCAGGUUCAGGCGGACCUAUGCCUACACCUACUCCUGAUGGCACAACAGAAAAAUCAGGUUCGUCAUCAUCAGGUAAAGUUGAUGGAGAAGGAGAGGUUAUUGAUGCUGAUUUUCGUGAAAGCAACUGAAAGGCCCGCCGGGCUCCUCUGUAAAUUAGUGCCUGCAAAUGUGUAUUGUUAGUUAUCUAGCUCCCAUUUAGAUUAUUUUCCUGUUUGGGAAAUUAAGAGUUGAGUGGGAACGUACCUUUCCCGAUGUAAGAUUUUCAUCCCCUAGAUAUUGGGUGUGAAGAUAAACUAGUAGAUAGACGGGGAAUGGUGGCAAGCGGAGGGCUAAUAUUUGACUAUCCAUCUGUUAAGUUGAAGUAAUAAUACAUGCAAUAUGGGUUCGAGCUAUUCGUUUUAGUUUCCGGUGAAUAAAAGUGAACUCAGGAU
This is a messenger RNA of Cuscuta campestris, 2534 nucleotides long. NCBI's taxonomy places the organism in Eukaryota, Viridiplantae, Streptophyta, Magnoliopsida, Solanales, Convolvulaceae. The record is from the annotation of a GenBank genome assembly.